AUGCCGGCAGCAACAUCCAGCCCGGCCGUCAAGGCCGGCCACACGGACUUUGACCUCAUCAUUGUCGGGGCAGGCAUUGCAGGUAUCAAUGCUGCGUAUCGCUUUCAGAACGGCACAGCCGCCGGAAGCUCUUAUGCAAUCUUCGAAAACCGCGACGAGGUUGGGGGCACCUGGGAUCUCUUUCGCUACCCAGGCAUCCGCUCCGACUCGGACAUCUUCACCUUUGCCUUUCAGUGGAACGCGUGGCCGAAGAAGGGCACCAUGGCCGGCGGCGAUGAGAUCCGCGCCUACAUCAAGGAGUCGGCGCAAAAGACUGGCAUCUACGACAAUAUCCGAUUCAAGCACAAGAUCAUCGCGGCCAACUGGGAGUCUGAGCACUCGCGCUGGGCGAUUACCGCCUCUGUCCCCGGUGCCAAGGAGCCCAGGGUCUUCUACAGCCAGUUCAUGUAUCUCGCAACGGGGUACUACGACUAUGAGACGCCUCUCAAGACUACUAUUCCUGGCAUCGAAAAUUUCCAAGGCAAGGUGCUGCACCCGCAAUUUUGGCCGAAAGAUCUCGACUACGCAGGCAAGGACGUCGUCAUUAUUGGCAGUGGCGCGACGGCAGUAACCCUAGUGCCCUCCAUGACCGACAAGGCCAAGCAUGUGACGAUGCUGCAAAGAAGCCCAACAUACAUCUUCCCUCUGCCUCAGUACGGAACGCUCGCCCAAAUCGUCUUUUUCCUCUUUCCGCGCUCCGUCUCGCACCUGCUUCUGCGAGCCGGCUGGAUCCUCCAGCUCGUCUUCAUGAUCCAGGUGUGCAAGUACUUUCCCGGCCUCGUGCGCCGCGUCAUCAAGCGCGAAAACGUCAAGCGCCUGCCCGCCGAGGUGCCGUGGGACCCUCACUUCAACCCGCGCUACAAUCCCUGGGAGCAGCGCCUGUGCGCCUCCCAGGACGGCGACAUCUUCGCCGCGCUGAGCACCGGCAAGGCGAGCAUCGCCACCGACACCAUCGACGUGGUCACCAAGAACAGUAUCAAGCUCAACUCGGGCACCGUCCUGCACCCAGACAUCAUCGUCACGGCGACCGGGCUGAAGCUCAGCUUUGGCGGCGGCAUGGAGAUUACGGUGGACGGGCAGCACCUGGACCAGUCGAAGCAGUUUCUGUGGAAGGGCACGAUGCUGCAGGACAUACCGAACCUAUUCUUUACCAUUGGUUUUGAGAAUGCGUCGUGGACGCUGGGCUGUGACUGCGCGGCCCACCUGACCGUCCGAGUCAUUGAGCAGCUGCGGAACAAGGGCCUCAAGGUCGCCGUGCCUCGCAUGAAUGCAGAAGACCAAAAGACAAUGGUACCCAAGUCUUUAUUCAGCUUAAAGGCGACGUACCUUGAUAAUGUCAAUGAGAAGCUUCCCAAAGGCGGUAGUGGCGUUUGGGCGCCAAGAACAAACUACCCAGUGGAUAUGUACAAGUCAAGAUACGGCGACAUUCAGACGAAUCUUGAUAUGAGUUAG
Akanthomyces muscarius is the source of this 1491-nucleotide messenger RNA. RefSeq lists its product as uncharacterized. The record is from RefSeq and is a predicted model, not a curated record. Gene Ontology annotation, molecular function: N,N-dimethylaniline monooxygenase activity; flavin adenine dinucleotide binding; NADP binding. Bases 1 to 1491 code for a protein of 496 amino acids. Lineage: Eukaryota; Fungi; Ascomycota; Sordariomycetes; Hypocreales; Cordycipitaceae. The transcript has a single exon.